CGAUAUCCUCCGAGGGGCGUAAAUACAACAUUACUUCACUUAUAGAAUCAUAUGACAGCUGCAGAGAGGCGGGAGUUUUGCGUCCCCCACGUCUCCAUCAUCUUCACCAAUAUUUAUCAUUACCAUCUCCCUUCAGUCAAAAUGGAGCGAGUGGAGGAACUGAGACAGAAUAUCAAGGAGGCAUUUGAAGCAUUUCACGGAGUUCAGGAGGAAAAAUGGCAGUUGGUACAAGAUUUUCACAACUCGGUCAUGGAAAUCUUGCUUAAGGAAGUGUCUGAUAACUUCCGAGCCAACUUGGAGGCGUAUCUGGAAAUGAGGAACGAAAACUUGCACGUGACUCUCAAGAAUAUGGAUGAAUGUCUGAACCAGGCGUCUGCAGCACACGCUGACAUUACGGACUACAGGAUGCAACUCAUGCAGGCGUGCAAUCACAACAUCCAGCCGCCCUUUAGCGCCCCGGAGGAAUCCAUACUGGUGAAUGGGCAAGGAAUAAAGGAUCUGCACAAUGUCUCCAGUGAGGCAGAGCAGUGUGUGAUGGAGGUCAGUGAGCUGCAGGAACAGGCGUGCACCCUCAUGAACACCUUAUGGGAAAACAUCCCACAAAUGAUUGACACGAUGGUGAACGAGGCAGUGGUCGAGGUGAAAAAAUAUGACGAGAGGCGGUUGCGGAAGGCCGAGGAGACGUGGCAGCGAGGCAUUGAGGAGCUGAACAAGGCAGUGCAGGUGCUGGAGAACAUGGAGAAAGUCAAGCAGCAAAUAGAAUGUCUUUGUCGAAUGUUCAGGAAACCAGAUAACUAAAAUAAUGCAUCACUGGCACUGCAAUACAAGGACGCCAUUCUCAAGCAUUCCUUCGCCUCAUCCGGAAUGCUUUCGGCAGGCUCUAAUAAAAUUAUCGGAUGCUUAUAAUGGUGUUGUCACAACUGUUGUAAGGAUUCUGCAUCAUUAGU
Molecule: messenger RNA, 947 nt
Organism: Scylla paramamosain (green mud crab)
Lineage: Eukaryota; Metazoa; Arthropoda; Malacostraca; Decapoda; Portunidae
Exons: 5
Coding region: 52-798 (248 amino acids)
Source: RefSeq, a predicted model, not a curated record